CACCGCUCGACCAGGGCACCGGCCUCCGCCUUUAAAUCUCAGGGGUUCAACCAGCCACCGCAUAAAUAGCAUGCAGUGUAUGCCUUCGUAGCGCAGCGAAAUAGCGUAACCUUCCAUGAUGACAAAACCCACCACUGUAUGCUGUGCAAUCAUCGCCGUCGUUCUCAUUCUUUCGAAGUCCUGCGACGCGAGCCACAAACUUUUAUUGUUUCUCAUUGAUGGAUUCCGCUAUGACUACAUGGACGAUUUACAGAAACUACCAGGAUUCAAGGAGAUCGUGGAAAACGGUGUCAAAGUGGAUUAUAUGACACCGGAUUUUCCUAGCCUCUCCUACCCCAACUACUACUCCCUCAUGACAGGGCGAUACUGCGAAGUGCACCAGAUGACUGGGAACUACAUGUGGGAUACGGACUCCGAUAAGGAAUUCCUAAUCGGCCUCAAUCAGGACAGCCGCUUGCCUCUGUGGUGGGACGGAUCGGAACCGCUCUGGGUAACCAUGGAGAAACUGAAGAAGAGAGUCUACAUGUACUACUGGCCAGGUUGUGAGGUGGAGAUUCUUGGAGUGAAAUCGGCAUUCUGUGAGGAGUAUGUCUACAAUCCAUCUGAGAAGAACUUUACAGAUUCGAUUGACAAGGCUCUCAAUGCAUUAAAGGAUGACAAAGCAGACAUGGCUGGUAUCUACUAUGAGAAGAUUGAUGUGGAGGGCCAUCACUUCGGCCCCCUGUCCUCCCAGGUGCAGAAUGCCGUGAACAGGCUGGAUUUGGCCCUUCAGUAUCUAAACCGAAAAAUCAAGGAGAAGGGCAUGGCCGAAGACCUGAACGUCAUCAUGUUCUCUGACCACGGCAUGACAGACAUCAAGUGGAUGGAGAAAGUCAUUGAGCUUGAGAUGUUCAUAAACAUGUCUGAUGUCAUUAAGAUGAUGGACAGGGGCCCUGUGGUGAACCUCUGGCCAAAGCAAGACAAGUUUGAGGAGAUAUACAGAGUCCUCGGUGCUGUGGAGAACAUGAAGGUCUACCGCAGGGACGAGUUCCCCGAUCGGUUCCACUACAAGGGGGGGAAGUUUGUCUCAACUCUGACCUUAGUGGCUGAGCCUGGUUGGUUUAUCACAGAGAGCAAAUCCAAGCUGCCGUACUGGAAGAAUGACAGCGGAGAGGCCCAGGCCUGGCAGUAUGGCUGGCACGGCUACGACAACGAGUUUGUGGACAUGAGGGGCUUCUUCAUGGCACAGGGGCCAGACUUCAAGAAAAACUUCCGUGCUGGACCAAUCCGAGCAGUCGAUGUAUACAACCUCUUGUGCCACGCCCUGGGCAUUAAGCCACUCCCCAACAACGGCUCGUGGCCUCGCGUGGAGUUUAUGCUGAAUGGGUCUUCCAGUGCGGUCCGGCCCAGUCUCCUGUACAGCUGUGUUGUGCUCCUACUAACCCUCCUGCUCUCUGUGUAGAACCUAGAACCUUCUAGAACCUUCUCUCCUCCUCCUCCUCCUCCUC
Clupea harengus (Atlantic herring) is the source of this 1487-nucleotide messenger RNA. Its product is annotated as glycerophosphocholine cholinephosphodiesterase ENPP6. Gene Ontology annotation, molecular function: glycerophosphodiester phosphodiesterase activity. Gene Ontology annotation, biological process: choline metabolic process; lipid metabolic process. The record is from RefSeq and is a predicted model, not a curated record. Lineage: Eukaryota; Metazoa; Chordata; Actinopteri; Clupeiformes; Clupeidae. Gene Ontology annotation, cellular component: plasma membrane.